Messenger RNA from Oldenlandia corymbosa var. corymbosa, 471 nucleotides. Lineage: Eukaryota; Viridiplantae; Streptophyta; Magnoliopsida; Gentianales; Rubiaceae. The record is from the annotation of a GenBank genome assembly.
AUGUCGUUGGGGAGAAGUCUUCUUCGGAACAAAAGCCUCUUGAAAUUGAGUGCCAAAGAAACACCGCAGGAAAUCAUCGUCUCAUUUCAUUCAAGCGGCUUGACCUGUAAUCAAUGGCGAAAGCUGAAGAAUCUAUGGGCUCCCGGUAAAACCCUUUUCCGGCCAAGUUGUGUCGGGGAGAAGAAGGAUCAGUUUCUUUCUCAGUACGGUCAAAGUGGAGGUCCAACUUGCCUGGCGGUUUUUCCCAAGGAAGCAGCGAAUAAGAUUGAAUCCAUCGAUGAAGAUCUGCUUUUGCUGUAUGGUAAAUACGGUUCUACUUUGGUUGAUCAUAUGGAUAUCCAAAAAGGUGCCACUUUAGCUGAAUCCGAAUCAUCCCUCUUCGAUUUUUGUUUGCCCAGUUCGUAUCUUUCUUUCUUGUGUUCUCCUCCUGAGAAAUUGAAUGAUUCGAGUCCACCCCCUGAGAGUACUUAA